AUUUUUUUUUUUGAUACAUGAAAGAAAAACCACGCGUGGUCAAAAGAGUUUCAAAUUCAGUUUCAAAUCUUGAAUUUAAAAAAACAAAACAAAACAAUAAUGGAUGUUCAACUUAUUGAUAACAACGAUAAUAAUAUUAUUCAAUCUGAACAUUAUGUAAUAAUGCGAAAAAGUUUCAAAUCCAAUACAUGUAAAUUAAUCAAACUAGGACGAGAAAAAUAUUUUUUCUUUUUUAAACAUAAAAUCCUAACCGAUUCAUUGGUCGGUCAAAAAUAUGGAUCAACAUUCGAAUUAACGUCGGAUAAAACACUUAAAUUGGUCAAUUUAAUUGAUUAUCUUGAUCCAAUGAAUCAAAAUUCAAAUUCAAAUGAUGAUAUUAAUAAUAUCAAUCAACCAAAAGAUAAUCGUUUUUUAGUUGAUAAUAAUUCAUCACAAAAAUUAACACGUGAUGAUAUUGAAAAGAUUAAAAAAGAAAAAAGUGGUCAACAAGUAAUUCAAACAUUGGUAAAAAAUAGUGCCACAUUCGAAGACAAGAAUGUCUUUUCGCAGGUUAAAUAUCUGCAAAAAAAGCAACAAAAAUAUGUUUGCCUUGUAACAGUUAUGAAACCAACAGCCAAACUUUUAAUGGAAAUGUAUUAUUCACAAAGUCCUAGCAAGAAUAACUAUCUUAGGAUCGAUAGUUUAGCUCAGAUGCUUACAUUGAGCAAUAUAAUGGCUGGUGGAAAAUAUUUGGUUGUCGAUUCAAACCUAGGUAUAUUGAGUGCAUCAAUAUUUGAAAAAACAUCCGGAAAUUGUACAAUCGUUCAGGUGGAUAUGGCCGAUAUUUGUAAUGCUGGUCAACGACAAGCUGUAAAUGCAUUAAAUUUUCCAUUGUCGGUUAUGGAAAAAUGUUUUUCCUGUAUUUCAUUCAAUCAAGUGGCCUGUUUGCUUAUGGAAAAAGCAACGAAUAAUAAUAAUUCUUCCGAAAAUUUAAGAAAAAAAUCCCGAACAAAUGUAAAACUACAGGAAGAAGAAGAAAAAGCUAAAACAAUUUUAAAUGAACAAAAUCUUGAUGCAUUAUUAUUAAUGUCAAAACAUCAUGAUCUUUGUUCAUUGACUGAAACCCUUUUAUGUUUUCUUUCUAUUUCACGUCCAUUUGUUGUAUUUUCACCAUUUAUUGAACCGCUCAAAGAAUGUUUUUUAAGGAUAAAAAAUCAAUGUGCAUUUUUACGUAUAUCCGAAACAUGGCUAAGAAAAUAUCAAGUUUUAAAUGAUCGUACAAGACCUGAAGCAGUUAUGAAUGCUUGUAGUGGUUUUAUUUUGACUGGUAUCAAAGUUGAACCAAUGACGAAUAAAUAAUGAUAAUUAUUUUUU
Messenger RNA from Dermatophagoides pteronyssinus (European house dust mite), 1353 nucleotides. RefSeq names its product tRNA methyltransferase 6 non-catalytic subunit (gene Trmt6). Gene Ontology annotation, cellular component: tRNA (m1A) methyltransferase complex; nucleus. The record is from RefSeq and is a predicted model, not a curated record. Gene Ontology annotation, biological process: tRNA methylation. Lineage: Eukaryota; Metazoa; Arthropoda; Arachnida; Sarcoptiformes; Pyroglyphidae.